AUGAGUCCAUCUAUUCUUUGUGACGCAGAAUUUCAACCAGAAGUAGUUCAGGAGGAAGCUGCUGUAAGCCCAGCUCCAAUUCCAACCAUAUUAUGUGCAACACCAACACGAGCUGCUAUUCGGGAGGAACAUAUCGUUAGAUCUACCGCAACUCCGUCAAAAUCAUAUUUUAAUGAGACCGAUACUAAUGACGAUGAAACAGUAACUGACUUUGUUGAUAUUCUAAAAAUUGUGAGCCCACUGCCACAACAACUCAUAACUAAUAAAAAAAACGAGAUUGAAGAACAAACAACAUUCUGA
Molecule: messenger RNA, 300 nt
Organism: Acanthoscelides obtectus
Lineage: Eukaryota; Metazoa; Arthropoda; Insecta; Coleoptera; Chrysomelidae
Source: the annotation of a GenBank genome assembly